Molecule: messenger RNA, 518 nt
Organism: Cylicocyclus nassatus
Lineage: Eukaryota; Metazoa; Nematoda; Chromadorea; Rhabditida; Strongylidae
Source: the annotation of a GenBank genome assembly
AUGGCGUUUAAUCGCUUCGAAUCAACAAAGCCGUUUGAAUUCCCAACAGCUUGCUUUAGGAAAAUGCGCUGUUGUGCAUGCCUUGGGUUGUUUCUCACUUGCCUGCUGUUAUUGUCGUGUUAUUCACAUGCCAGGUCGACAUCGGAUUCGUCUAUGCAGCUAGUUAAACGACGUAUGGUGAUACGCGUUCCAUUCAUGCAAAACCCAGACUCGCAGCAACUCAGCCGCAUUUUCCACACUUCAUUUACCGAGCAAAAACGAAAGAAACUCUACUCUGGUGAACGUUUUCGUGAGAACAGUGAAGCUUUCUACUAAACGGUCGUGAGUUUCACCUUGUAUGCGGUAUUUGCUUGUUCCUUUGGGUGAUUAGGACAUUUGUUUGUGGAGAGAAUAUCCAGAAGGCUGUCGGCUGAUUAUACUUGUUCCACAAUUUUCACAUCAAUUUGAUAUAGUUCGUUCUCGAACGUCAUCUCUUGCACCUCCGGUCUCGUGCAAUGUGCCAUGUGUAUGGUUUCCUC